AUGAAUAAGAAAAAUAAUUUAAAUUUUCAACUUAAAAAGUGUGAAGAAAAUGAUUUAGUUGACUUGUUAUUACAAUCUGUUGAUUAUAUUUCAGAUAAAGAUUCUUUUUGUGAAUUAGCAAGAGUUAAUGAUAAAUAUUAUAAGAUUGUAGUAGAUGAUGUUAUUGUUAGUAUGUUAUGUGGAUUGAAUUAUAAAGAAUCUCUAAAAGUUUUUACAAAGUCAACUAGAAUGAAAUUAAAGAAACAUAAUUUGUCAGAAGAUUCUAUUUUAAUUUUUAAUAGUUCACUAUGUGAAGUACCUAAAAAACUUGUUAAAGAAUUUUAUAAAAAAUGUGUUGGUUUUAAUAACUACUUAUUUAUUUGUAGGAGUGUUGAUAUAUCAGAAUUAAAUGAAGAUUUUAAGAUACCAGAAGAUUAUAAGUGUUAUUUAACUAAAAAUAGGUUCUUACCUAUUGAAUAUUAUGAACAUUCAUUAAUUAAAUAUUUCUUAUUUAAUUUUAGUGUCUCUAAUAUUAAUUAUUCAGUAUUUAAGUUAACUUCUGAUCAAUUUAAAGAAUUUUUUACUAACUAA
Messenger RNA from Hepatospora eriocheir, 570 nucleotides. The record is from the annotation of a GenBank genome assembly. Lineage: Eukaryota; Fungi; Microsporidia; Hepatosporidae.